Zootermopsis nevadensis is the source of this 923-nucleotide messenger RNA. It is a transcript of the gene SdhD, whose product is annotated as succinate dehydrogenase, subunit D. Gene Ontology annotation, molecular function: heme binding; ubiquinone binding. Gene Ontology annotation, biological process: tricarboxylic acid cycle; mitochondrial electron transport, succinate to ubiquinone. The record is from RefSeq and is a predicted model, not a curated record. Gene Ontology annotation, cellular component: mitochondrial envelope; membrane; respiratory chain complex II (succinate dehydrogenase). Lineage: Eukaryota; Metazoa; Arthropoda; Insecta; Blattodea; Termopsidae.
UCAUCGUAGGUGGUCAUAGAUGGUUACAUGUGUAAUUUGUAUUUUUAGAUGGUUGGUUAGGAGAGUUCUAGCUGACGAAUUUGUUUGAAGAAAACUUUCGCAAUUUUAUAAAUAACGAAAACCCAAUUUAAAAAGAAAAUGGCUUUUAAUUUUUUAUUACGUGGUGUGUCAAUGAAACUGAAGGUUUGCCCAUUGCAGUCACUAACGAAAGGACAUCUGCUGAAAUGCAGUUCUGUGGCAAGCAACAAUCAGUUCCACCAUACAUUUGCCUUUCAGUUACCUCUGUACCCCCAGAAAAGGACACCCGAGCAGAAUAUUCUCUGUGUUACACCACCUCAGCCUCAUAUAAUGAUGCAGAAUGCAAAACAGUUGUCACUAAGUGCCAAACAGAUGGCACAACAUGAUCAUACAAAACUUUGGACUGCAGAAAAAGCUGUUAGUGCUAGUCUCCUUGGGAUUGUACCUGCAGCAUUUCUUGUCCCUUCUCAAUUUAUGGACUAUCUGUUGGCAAUAACAAUUGUAAUGCAUAAUCAUUGGGGCAUUGAGGCGGUAGUCUUAGACUAUGUGCGCCCAUCAAUAUUUGGGAAUGUGAUUCCCAAAAUUGCACUUGGUACAGUGUAUGCUUUGUCAAUUGCCACACUGGCUGGGCUGUUCUUCUUCAUUACCAAUGAUGUGGGCAUAGUUCACGCCAUCAAGCAAUUCUGGAAGCUGUAAUAGAAGUUAUUAGUUUUGGAAAAAAUAGAUGUCUGCUUGCUUGUGCUGGAAACAUUUUGCAUCUUGCAUUUGUUUAUGAAAAACUUUUGUGAAUUCAUGAAUUUAUGCUAGUUACUGAAAAAGUGUUGUAAAAUAAAGUAUACAUAAAUAUUAAUUAAUACUAUAUUAUCAGUAUUGAAUGUGGAAACAAUAAAUAAAUUAAAAACUUU